AUGGGUAGCAUCGACAUAUUCUCUGACGAAAUACCAACGUUUUACAUCGCUACAGUAUACUUGAUCGCGGUACUGGGCAUGUCGACAAGCUCUUUUUCAAUGCAUUUGGUCAAGAAUAAACUGAGCAACACGCCGUACAGAUAUUAUCUCCUUACUUAUAUGGUAAGUAAAAUCAUUUUUCCCCACCUGAAUGGAUAUUCAAGCUCAACUCCUCGGUCGCAGAAAUGUUCACGAUUUUCUGCAUUUUACCUAAACCUCUGUUUCCUAUCGUUGGGGCGAAAGUUUGGAGUCCGGUUGUUAAUAACUUCGGACUGAAUAAAUACUUAGCUACGGUAGGAACAAUUCAAGGAACGGCAACUUAGUUAAAACUCAGGAAAUCUUCAUUGUUCUACUGGAGUUAGUUAUGCCAACGACUGGUAUCUGUUUUAUUUAUCGACAUGAUGUAGCCGCCAAGUUAAUCAAGGUCAACUCAAAACACCGUGGUCGCAAGUGGAAUGGCUCAAAGCUUGAAAUAAGCGCAAACCGUUUUGAGUCCGGCUUGAGCCAUUCUUCUUGCGAGGAUCUUAAAGCAAAUCCAGCAUAUCACCUUUAACUCCGACUUCCAGGGAAAAACUGUUGGAAAACAACGAACUUUCAUUUUCUUUGGGAUCACUGCAAUAUUUUCUGUUAUCAACGGUUUUUUAGUCAACUCUUCGUCACUCACUUUGUCACAACAGCAAGAAGCAAUUCAAAAAGUUUGUUCUUUUUUUGUAUACGGCAACUUAUCAUUAAGUUCUUUGAAAGAUUUUUCAUAUGUGGGAGAGUAUUGUAACUGGAUUUCUAGAAGAAACCCAACAAACAAAAAAUAGAGUCUAGACGUACAGAAAAGCUGCAAAAUAGAAAACUAAUGGUUUUUCCGCUUAUUUUGCUACCUCGUGCGCAUUUUUUCAAAUGAGAAAAAAGAGUUCAAGAAAAUCAAAUAUUGGGAGAUUCCGUAAUAGAUUUGUUCUGAACUAGCCCUGCAUAGAUAGUUCUUCCAUAUAGAAAUAUCUGGUCCCCUCAAGACCCAUUAUAAACCUGAAAAUAUCGAAUUUUUCUGUUCUUUAGUCAAAUUGGUCACCCUAAUAUUUAAAAAUUCCUAUCUCGGUUCGAAAGGCUCCCAGUCGAGAAAAGUUAAGUUUUUUGAGCUUUUCAGGAUGUCCUUUUUCAUAUAAAAACCAUUUGAUCCCCUAAAGACCUAUUAGAACCUGAACACAUUGAUUUUUGGUUUUUUUUAAUCAAAUAAAACUUUAAAAAUUCCUAUCUCGGUUCAAAGUGCUCAGAAUCGAGUAUGAUAAUGAAAAUGUUGCAGUACUAUCCAAAAGGCGGCCAAUAUGUCCCUGGAUAACGUAUACUUCUACGAAUACAAAACGAACGACAUGAUUCUGUAUAGUGUCUUUUUCGGAUAUGGCUUCGAACUUGCCGGAGUUUUUUUCCUGUUCUGCUUGGGCGUUAGAACUUUUAAUAUAUUGAAUAACGUUAAGGGCGUUUUGUCCCCAAGAACCAUAUCCAUACAACGAAAUGUCCUUCAAAGCUUGA
This is a messenger RNA of Caenorhabditis auriculariae, 1557 nucleotides long. NCBI's taxonomy places the organism in Eukaryota, Metazoa, Nematoda, Chromadorea, Rhabditida, Rhabditidae. The record is from the annotation of a GenBank genome assembly.